AUGAUUAAAGCCAAACCUCUACUCACUAAAUAUGAACUUGUUAUUAAAGGAAUUAAAAAGUACUCUAAAUGGAAUAAACAACGAGAAAAUCUUGAUGAAUGUGUUCAAAUAUUAAUCACAUCCACUAACCCAAAAGUUGAUAUUCUUCAACGUUCUGAUAAGUGUAUUGAACCAUUAAUUGUUUUACUUACAUUCUCUUCUUCAUUAGACUUAACACUAUUACAAUUACUUCAAAUGCUUUCAAUGGAAGAAUUAAUUCCUCUUACUCUUCAUGACCAUCUCUUUAUAAAAUUACAACAAAUGAUUUCAAAUGAAACUAUAAAUGCUAAAAUUGUUCAAAUCACUUCAUCACUUUUAACUACUCCAUUACUUGCUUCUCUUCCUAUUACUGCAUUAUAUAAUGGAUUAACUACUUUGUCUUUAGCUGCUACAACACCAAUGCUUCUCUCAUCUCUUUUCUCUGUUUUAUCAUAUAUUUCCACAACAGCAUCUGCUCUUUAUCCUUCAUAUAUUCCACAAUUAGCUAAAACAUCAAUCAGUCAUCAAGAAGCAAAUCGUAUGAUUGAUCUUAAUAAGAAUUAUUUAGGACAACCUUUAAUUGAACCAACUGAGCCAUUAGUAUCAACUCUUUCAAAAUAUAUAAGUGAUCUUUGUUUAUCACCACAAUAUGCUAACUUAAGAACACACCAAUUUGAUUGUUUAUUUCCAAUUCUAUCAAAUGCACCAAAUUUAUUUUUCCAAAUUAAACCAUUAUAUACUCUUCUUCUUCAAGUAUUGAUUCCACAACUUCCUGUUAUUAUUAAUUCUACAUUACAAUAUCAUUCUACAUUUCUAGUAUAUUUUUCUACAUUUCCUGGAUAUCCAUAUUUUAUUUCAUUACAUCUGUUUGAAUCUACAAAUUGUAUUUUAUCAUUAUUCUAUCAAUUUUUCUCAACAAAUCAAUCAUCUUUUGUUUUAAAUACUCAUUUCUAUCCUUUGAUUAUUUCAUUUUUGAAAUAUGGAGUAACAACAGCACAACCUACUUCAAUAGAACAUAUUUCAUCCCCACAAAAUCUUCAAGAAUUAUCAUAUUUUUGCUUCUUUUUAUUAGUAUCUCAUAUGGUUACUGUAUCAUUUGAUUUAUCAAAUGAAAUUAUUAAAUUAACACUUAAUACACUCACAAGAUUUGGUAAUUCAUCUGAUUCAUUGGUUUGUGUGGAAAAGAUGAUGAGGGUUAUGGUCAAUAGAGGUUAUUCUAUUUGCCAACUAUUAGAACUUGCAGGGAAAACUAAAAAUGGAUGGGGAGCAGUAAUUAAUGCAAUUGAAUUAAGUCCUAAAUUUAAACAUGAAGAAUGGAAGUGUAUUUGGAAGAUGGUUGAACAAGAUCAUUGGAUGACUAUUUGUAAAUGUACAAAGUAUCUUAAAGAAGUACAAUUUAUUGAAUGUGUUAAAGAACUUAUUCCAAUAAUGAAUACAUUAUAUUAUUAUAAUGAAUUAAUUGAUAUUUAUGAAGAAAAUAUAGAUAGAAUCAAUAUUAUUCAUUCAUUAUGUAAAAAUAAUUUAAAAAAUGGAUUGUUAGAAGAUAUUUCAAUAGCUGAGAGGAUUGGAGGAAUGAUUUUUAGUAUAUUAGGACAAAUAGAUAAUUAUGAAAAUAAAGAACAACAACAUGAAUUAAUAACACUUAUUUUUAUAUUUAUUAAUGAAUGUAUUGAAGAUAAAAAAUGUAGAGAGAAACAACUUGAUAUUAUUCUUAAUUCUCUUGAAAUAUUAUCUGAAACUACAUUACCUCUUUCUGAACAUAUUGAUGAAUUAAUCCCAAUAUUUAAUAUUUUUGCAAAUUCAUCACAACAAAUUGUGUCACAUAGUUUCAAUAUUUUUAAGCAAUUUGUAUUGUCAAUUAAUCCAACACAAAUUCCAAUAAAUAUUAUUUAUCAAUAUAUUACUCAAACAUCUGAUAUUAAUAUGUCAUUAAGUGCAAUUCAAUUAUUAUCUGAUAUUAUUAUUCAAUUAAAAGAUUCUACUGAAUAUUUAUCUCUCUCUUUAACUAUUUUAAAACAAUUUUAUUUAUGUCUAAAAGAUAAAAGAUAUGAUAUUUGGAGUUCAGCACUACAAACACUUACACAAUCUAUUGCAUGUGAAGGAGAGAUGUUAACAAAAUGUAUUGACCAAUUACUUCAAGAUAUCUUAUUUCCAGUGUUUGAUGAAAUGAAACAGAUUUAUAUUAAACUUACACAAUCAGAACUUCCUAAAGAACAUACAAAAGUAUUACUUUAUAUGUCUCCUUUAAUUAGACAAUGGAAUGAUAAUAUUUGUAUUCUUGUUGGUGGACUAACUAGAAUAUUAAAAUAUAUUCUUCCAUCUGUAUCAUCAAAUUUAAAAGAAGAAUUAUAUAAACAACUUAUUGGUGUAACUGAUAUGGCAUUAUAUAAUCCAGGAAUGCUUACAUGUGAAAUGAUAUUAAAAUAUAAUUAUUCACUUCUAACACAAUCAGUAAAUGAAGGAGGAGAGAUAUACAAGAAUGUAUUUACAACUUAUAUUUCAAUUGGUAAUUUCAUUUCAAAAAAUAAUGGAGUAAAUACAACUAUUUCUAAAUUCUAUUUAACUACUUCAGAGAAGUUACUUCAAGAUCAUCUUAUUGAAGAUGUUGUAUUUUCUGUUAUUCAAUAUGUUUCUGUAUUUCCUGAUGAUUUCAGUAUUGAACCAAAUGGAUUAAGUACUUGUCAACAAUUAGUAUUUACUUUGAUUGACUAUACUCUUUUAAAACAUAAGAAUUAUCAAAGAUUAUAUGUAAGUUGUUUGUGUAAAAUGAUUGGUUGUUUAAUUAGUGAAUUUAAUGAAAGAGCACAAACAUGUGCUUAUCAUUGCAUUACUCAAAUUUAUAAUAGAUUAGGAAGUAGUAUAAAUGAAGAAAUUAUAAAUCAAAUAGAUAUUGAAGAGCUUAAAUUAAAUAUUUUAAAAUCCAAAUCUACAUUAUUAGCAAUAGCAAGAAGAGAUGAUAAUAAUCAAUAUUAUCAAGAAAUUAUGAAUAAUAUUAAUAAGAUUAUUUAUUAUAUUGGAAUGGCUGGAAUAGAUUGUUAUUAUGACUUUUAUAUUAAUAUGUACACAUUCAAGGAUUAUAAAAACUUAAACAACAUAAUCUAUCAACCAUAUCAAAGUGCAAUUAAUUAUGCAUAUGAAAUUAUAAUACAUGGAAAACAAUUAAAAAAUGAGAAUAAUAUUGUUUCUGAUUGUUUAUUAGACAUUCAAUAUAAUGGUUAUUAUGAUAAUUUAUCUUAUUGGAAACAAAAGAUAAUGCUAUCAUUAACCCAAAUGGAAACUCCAGUUGGGGAAUAUAGCCAAAAUGAACUUGUUAAUACAAUAAUAAAAGAAUUAGAAAGAAUUAAAACAAUAGUAGAGAUGAGUGAUGAAAGUCUAGAGUAUGUUAGAAUGGAAUGUCUUGAUUUUAUGAAUCUUCUCAAAGAAUUAAUCAAAACAAAUAAAAAUCAAUUAGAUAAAAAGAAAAUUUUCAUUGCAAUGUUGCCAUUUAUUCCAUCAGAUAAUUCUGAUAUAAGAAAUCAUGUUUUAGAUAUUUUAGACUUAUUAACACCUUCAAUUGGAUUUAAAUAA
Molecule: messenger RNA, 3585 nt
Organism: Entamoeba nuttalli P19
Lineage: Eukaryota; Evosea; Mastigamoebida; Endamoebidae
Exons: 2
Coding region: 1-3585 (1194 amino acids)
Source: RefSeq, a predicted model, not a curated record